AUGCCUUCAGCCGUCAAAGGCAUUUUGACCAAGUUCGAGGCAUGGCUGGAGGACACCUUUGGAGGCACUGGGGAUCCAGAGCAGCCAGACGCUCUCAAGGCCAUCUUUGAGGGAGCCAAGACACGGCUGGAGAAGGUUGACCCAAGCUUCCAGUUUUCUCGCAGAGCAGCUGAGACCACAGUUCCAGCAGUGCCAAGUCCGAACAAGACUGUUGAGCUCUUCCUGAACCCAUGGCACCUCAGCUUUGACCCUGCCCAGAUGGUGCACGUGCUCCGGUGUGUACGCGACUUCCUUGAGAAACCGUACAACUCCAUCGAAAACCCCAUCCAUGUCACCUUCCCCAAGAGCAUCCAUGUGGAGGGGGGGCCCCUGCAGGACUUCAUGGUUGGCCAUGGCAUUGGCUUUGCGAAGAGCUUGGCAAUGAAGAUCUUGCUCCUGGGGGUGAACCACCUGGAGCUCAGCGACGAUGAGCUCAAAGCCUUGAGCCCCCAGGUUAAAGCUUUGUAUGGCUUCCGUUGCACUUACAAGACCGCAGGGCAGGAGCGGCAGGAUCGCUUCGCGUGCUUGCAGGACAAGUUUGCCGAGUCUGCGCGUCCCCGGCCUGACUGCAUCCAGGUCUCCAACCUCCUGCUGGUCCAGGCGCGCGCGGAUGGAAUGGACUGGGCAGAGGCUGCACCGAAGCUGCAGCUCCGAGAACGAGUGAAGACGCUGCCCCUGCUGGACGCCGACACGUUCCAAGCCAUAGACUACCACUGGCAGACCAACUUGAUCAGAAAUAGCGCUCUCCCAUACAAGGUGCUGGCUGCAGAUGCCUUCUUCAACGGCUUGAAGCCCAAGACGAACCAGGACUCCGAGCUCUGGCGCAACAUCCUGGCUGUUGACAACCGGAAGAGGCAUUGGUAUGUCAAGCGCAAGGUGCAGUACUUUCUCUUCAAAGUUGCAGACGCCAAGAGGCUCAAGAAGAAGGUGCACUUGAGCCUUGGGGCCUCCAGCUUCCGCGAUCAAAAAGAUGGCGAGACUGCUUGGGCGAUCGCUGCCAUCUUUUCCCACUUCCUGGGUGAGUGGCAGCACCUCCUCACAGACAAGGCUGUGGCCCGCUUGCAGGAGAGGCUCUGCCGCGGCUAUCUCGACACAGAGCUCACUGAGAAGCACCGCAUGAUGAACCCAAAGCUCACUGCUGUGCAGUUCCGAUUUCUGGCUGACGGUGCGCUGGAUCCGGAGUGCAAGGAUGACAUGGAGGCCAAGGCCAACGCAGACCUGGAGAAAGAGGAGCUGGCAAGAGCCAAGGCCAGGCUUGCAAAGGAGCAGUCUUAUUGGGAGACGUUCCAGGCAAAGCUUGAAGAAUUCAAGCUUCAGGGCCUGGGCCUGCAGCAGGAGCAGCUGGACAAGGAGCGACAGGCUGCCAUCAACAAGUUUUGCAAUGACCAGGGCCUCCCCAUGGACCCAGUGUACAAAGUGUACUGGUGCAACUGCACUGUCCUUGGGUAUGACGCGCAGGCUGGCAUGCAAGCUGCAGUGAAGGAGUACGCAGCACAGAUUGCAUCCAGCCCUGAGACAAGCUGCAUGUUGGUGGCUGCUCCGAAUUGCGGAGCGUGGGGGAAUGAGUACAACGAGGCGGCGACCAUCGAGGCCACCAACCAGACCCGGCAGAUCCUGGCUGACCCCGACUAUCGCCUGCUUGUUCGAGAAGUUCACCUUGCCUUCGACCCCGCCUCCAUCCAGAUGCAGUCCAAGCGCCCUGGGCUGCACAAGUUCUUCAUGUGCAUCUCAGACCAAAGCAGCGGCGACAAGGUGCUGAGCCACUUUGCCCAAAGCCUUCUGUGGAAGCGGCAGAUUGUGCCUGGGGCAAUCAAGGAUGCGGCAAGCGUCCCCAUGCUUGCCGUCAAAAACAUGGUGGACCCCCGCCGGAGCUUCGCCACCUGUGGUGGCAACCUGGACCUCAGCAAGCCCGCCCGCCGCAAGCAGUGGCUCAGUGGCUGGGCCAUCCCAGCCGCCUUCCACGAUGCGCUCUGGGCAUCGAUGAGCUUGCCCAAGAAGGCAGUUGCUGCCUGGCUCGAUGUGUUUGCCUUUGACCACUCACUUGCGGAGUGCCUCAUGCGCAAGGCGGACUAUGCCGGUGCGCCCAGGCAGCUCUACAUCGGCCUCAUCUGGGCCGAGAUGAACACCAGGGAGCUCAACCCCGGAGAGUCCACCUUUAAGGCCAACGCCCGGGUGUGCAAGUGGCUGAACAACCAGAUCCGCAGAAAGCUUCAAGCCUGCUGCACGGAUGGGCUGCUCAAGGUUCCGGACUGGGCCCCGCUGUCCAACUACUCCGAAGGCAGGACGGCGCCGGCUUUGCAGGACAGCGACUUCACCAUGACCUACCCGGCUGCUUCCAACUUGUUGCCGCUCAGGGCAACGUGCCUGGAGCUCAUGGAGUCCAAGCUGCAGAGUCCGGAGUCCAGAGCAGAGUGGGAGGCGGCAGUGGUAGAGCACAAUGUCAAAUGGAAUCCGUCUGGCCAGCCGCACUUGGAAGGCACCAAGCGCCGUGCUGAGUCCGAUGGAGGCGGCCCCAGGAAAAAGGCAAAGGUGGUGGACAAGGUGCCUGGCCAGCCGGAGACCUUGGAGGAGCUCAUUGCCAAGAAGGGCGCAGUUGCGGAGGUGUCUGUGGAGCCUGCCAAGGUUUUUUUCACAGACUCCGGUGAGAUCUGGGCAAUGGCUGCCCAGGACUGCGAGCUGAGUGACCAGAGGCCUGGCUUGGCUCUGGUCUUUGGCGCCUUCAAGCUUAACGAGGAAAUUGACGCGGCCGAGAAGAAGGCGACGGUGUACCACGUCAACUUCCAAGCCGACACCGAAGAAGCUUGCUUUGUUGCAGACGGUGACAAGGGCACAGGGAAGCGCCAGUCUUCUGAUGAUGAAAGCAAGGAGUCCUUUCAGCUGAAGCGGAAGCUUUGGAGUGAAAGCAGAAGCGCCUUGGAGAAGAAGUACCCGGGCAAGCCUAUGAAAGGCGCGGUGACAAGGACGGCUUCGCAGGAGGCUUACUGGUUCUUCUUGCAAGGCCACAUGAAGAAGACCUUGAAAGGCAACGGCAAGAAGCCCGGUGCCAAGGCCACAAAGGACGGCGUCAGCAAGGCUAUCCAGGAAGCUUCCCGGCUCUGGAAAUCCAAAGUGGACCAGGAGCUGUCAGUGCUGAGUAAGAAGCUGUAG
Effrenium voratum is the source of this 3186-nucleotide messenger RNA. Lineage: Eukaryota; Dinophyceae; Suessiales; Symbiodiniaceae. The record is from the annotation of a GenBank genome assembly.